AUGUCAACAAUAAGAGCGUUAUUUAACUACCAAACAAACCCAACGUCCGAAGUGGUUUUUGAAGUCCUGGCGAGUUCCGACACCUCGAAACCAUUUCAUGGACGCAAUUUACAUCCCAAUGUUGUGGAUACUUUUUCUACAGCACUGGAGCUGUGCUCCAUUACUUCUAAAAAUGGUAGCGUCGCAGCAUUGAUUGAUGUUCGUCCCACGAAUGGAGUUUGUGAUAUUACCUGCUUGCUGUGUAAUAAAUUAAACAUCUCUCACCUUUCCGUGGGUUGGCAAAUAACUGAUACGUCAGACGAAGAUCUAUUCACAUUCUUUUAUCAUCCGCCAUCGGAACUUAUUUCUAAAGCAUAUGCAACUCUUAUCAAGGAAUUAGAAUGGGACAGAUUUACUAUAUUUUAUGAGGAUGAUGGGAGUUUUAUUCGACUGCAAGAAGUAAUCAAUUCCUGGCCUUACAAAAAUGAUCACAUUCAUUUUGAGAAAUUGGAACCUGACGGGGAUAAUAGAGAGACUUUUAAAAAUGUUUUUGUAGUUUUACGGAUAAGUUACCACGUGAUUGACUGUGACAUGAAUCGUAUUCAAAAAUAUAUGAAGGAAAUUGUGUCGGUUAAUAACUCUACGCAAUAUCAGAGUUUUAUUUUAACUGCACUGGAUUCAUACUUAGUAAAACUUGAUGAAAUAUCACAACUUCGGGCAAACGUUUCUACUCUUCAUUUAACCAAAUCAAAUGAACCAAUUUGGAGGGAUUACGGUAUAAAUGCAGAUGAAAUGUCUGCGACGUUAGAGACCGGAUUAACAGCUGAUGCUUUAAAUCACCUUGAAAAAGCAAUUCGUAUAAUGAGAAAGGAAAGUUCUGAAUACGCCGAACCACCAGAAUUAUGUUUCUCUGAAGAUAAAACAUCUUAUCAAGAGAAGGCUUGGCAACACGGAAAUACUUUAAGAGAAGUAUUGUUACAGACGACAUUUAGAGGCACUACGGGAAAUAUAACCUUUGAUGAGAAUGGAAAACGAACCAAUUUUACUUUAUAUUAUUCAAAAUUAGACAGUGAAAGUAAAUUUGUACAUGUUGGAACUUGGGACUCAAAGACAGAUAGCAUCGUUACUACAAAUACAGCAGUGACAGAUCGGUCCAAAGCUAUAACUUCAGAUUCGCUUGUUAGAAUUGCUACAAAAAUAGGGAUGCCAUAUUUCGACGUUGAAGAAUCGAAUGGCACAGUAGUGCAAAAAGGGUACGCAGUUGAUCUCAUUGAUGGAAUUUUUAGACAUAUUAGGCAGCAGAAGGGAUACGAGGACAUUAAACACGAGGUAUAUAAAAUAGAUGGAAAUGGCAUUGGAAACCAAAUAGCAGGAACAAAAAAAUGGGAUGGUUUAAUUGGAGAAGUUUUGGAAUUAAAUGCAGAAAUGGCCAUAUGUGACAUAACAAUUACAUCAGAACGUAGCUCUGUAGUGGAGUUUUCGACUCCGUUCAUGUCUCUAGGCAUAAGUAUGUUGGUUAGAGAACGUGAUCCUCAACAACCAGACAUGUUUUCUUUCAUAAAGCCUUUGGCUUUAGACGUUUGGCUGUAUUUGGCUACAGCUUACAUUAUUGUGUCUUUUGUACUUUUGAUAUGUGCGCGUAUGAGCCAGGACGACUGGGUGAAUCCUCAUCCAUGUAAUCAAAAUCCCGAAAAUCUGCAAAACAUUUGGAGUCUUUACAAUUGCAUGUGGCUUACAGUGGGUGCUAUAAUGACACAAGGAUGCGAUAUUCUGCCAAGAGCGGCAGGGUCACGGUGGGUCACGGGAAUGUGGUGGUUUUUCGCGCUCAUUGUGACUGCAUCGUACACAGCUAACAUGUCAACAUUUCUCAGUAACAGUCGUCGUGAUAAUGAAAUUAAGGAUGUCAAGGAGCUUUCGGAACAAAAUGAGAUAUCAUACGGUGUCCUGAUUAAUGGGUCGACAUACAAAUUUUUUGAGACAUCGAAUGAUUCUGUGUAUCAGAAGAUUUGGACUGUAAUGAAGUCGGCUAAACCUACUGUAUUUACUAAUAACAACGACGAAGGUCGAGACCGUGUACUUAGGAGUAAAGGCAAUUACGUUUUCUUUAUGGAAUCUACUGCUAUUGAAUAUUACAUGCAAAGGCAUUGCGAGCUUAAGAUGGUCGGUUCUAAAUUGGAUUCAAAAGAUUACGGCAUUGCUUUACAUAAAAAUUCACCUUACAAGCGCUUAGUUGAUAAUGCUAUAUUAGCAUUACAAGAGACAGGAGAACUAAUAGCGAUGAAAAAGAGAUGGUGGGAGAGUGAUGUGAAGGAAGGAGAUUGUCAGACAUUAGAAAACGAGGAAAAUGACAAUGGAUCACUGCAGAUGAAAAAUACAAGUGGAAUUUUCCUCGUGUUGGGAUUCGGUGGAAUUCUGGGAUUCUUCGUAGCUGUGAUAGAUUUUCUAUUACAUGCUAGACAGAUAAGUGUCAAAGAAAAGGUGACUUUCCGGGAGGCGGUAAUAAGCGAAUGGCGGGCUUCCCUCGACCCUCGAGUGCUGCACAAGCCAGCGGCCCCCCCUCGCUCCGCCGCCCCUUCGAUCGCAUCGCAGUCACCUCGCCGAGAGCGCUCGCAAUCUCGUGCUGUCUCAGUUUUAAGAGCAGCGACGUCGUUUAUCAAUUUUGAUGAGAUAUAU
Molecule: messenger RNA, 2652 nt
Organism: Iphiclides podalirius (scarce swallowtail)
Lineage: Eukaryota; Metazoa; Arthropoda; Insecta; Lepidoptera; Papilionidae
Source: the annotation of a GenBank genome assembly